AUUGAAUUCCAACUUCAAAUAUCUUAUUUUCAAAAUCUUCUUCAUCAAUUAAUACCCAUUCUAGUCUUUCGCUUAUCUUCUUUUAAAGAUGCUUUUCACUAAAUCGACCUUUGCCUCUCUCGCUUUGGCUACUUCUGCUUGCAUGACCAAUGCUGCUGCCUUCUCUUUUGAUUUCUCUCAAUACUUUGAUUUCUCUUUAUCUUUAGGUUUACCAGAUUCUGAUGAUUGUGGUGGAUCUAAAAAUAUCUUCCAAAUUGGUAUUGAUGAAUCAUUAGACUUAGGUAUCGACUUAUUCAAAAAAGACGGUAUUGAUGGUAACUAUGGUAUCAAUAAUGAUAUCGAAGUCUUAAAAAGACAAGUUUCUGAAGAAGCUAUCAAACAAUUAAACAAAAGAGACAAUAACGCUCCAAAAGCCGCUUUAUCUGUUUCUGAUGUUACCUACGUUAAAGAUAACUUAUAUAAAGUUACCGUUAACUUUGAAACUGCUGCUCCUCAAACUUUAUCCAGAUCUUUUGGUGGUGAAGCCGAUUCAGUUAAAAUUACUGGUUUAGCUCCUCAAAAAUCUACUGCUAUUGUCUUUGGUGCUGGCGCUGAAGCUGACAUUAGCAACAUUUUCCAAUGGUCUGCUACCAUUUUAGUUGAAGCUUCUUUCCACAAAGGUUUAUUCUGUUUACCAGAUGAUUUUGCCAUUGAAUUCGAUUUUGCUUCAAAUGGUACUGUUGGUAUCUUUGAUACUUGGAAAAAAUACUUUGCUACCAACUAUAAAUAUACUUUAGAUAAUGAUUUCGAUAACCUUAAAUCAGUUACUGACUUAAAGAGAUCAUUAGAUCAAAUGGAUUCCCAAAAAAGAACUCAAGUCGAAAAAAGAUUAAUCGAUUUAGGUUUCGAUUUGAGUCUUUUAUUGAAAAUUGGUAUUCCUUCUCCAAAAUUACCAAACUUCUGUUGGGACCCAGCUUGUGUUUCUUCCACUUCUUCUCUCCCAGCUUCUUCCGCUGAACCUUCAACCACCACCUUAACUCCAUCUUCUUCUGCCGAACCAUCUACUACUACUGUUACCCCAUCUACUUCUGCUGAACCAUCCACUUCAGUUGUUCCAUCUUCUUCAGUUGUUCCAUCUUCUUCAGCUGUUCCAUCUUCUUCAGUUGUUCCAUCUUCUUCAGCUGUUCCAUCUUCUUCAGUUGUUCCAUCUUCUUCAGUUGUUCCAUCUUCUACCCCAGUUUCUGUUACAACCGUUACCGUUACUCCAGGUGAAACAACCACCAGUUGUCCAGAAGUUCCAGGUGUUUCCACUGUUACUGUCACUUGUGAUACCUCUUCUGUUCCAGUCAAUGGUACUACUUCCACUGUUUCUGAUAUCCAAACCACCGUUGUUACUAUCACCUCUUGUGAAGAUCACCACUGUACUCCAGUUCCAGUAACCACCGGUGUUACCACUGUUACUGAAGAAAACACUGUUUACACCACUUACUGUCCAAUUACCAAGGAAACUACCACUGCUGAAACCACUAAACCAACUAAGACUGCUCCAAAAGAAACUACUGCUGAAACUACCAAACCAGCCGAAACUACCAUCAAAUCUACUUCUACUGGUGCUGAUACCACUUCUACCGUUGAAGUUGUUUCCACUCUUAAACAAUCCACUGCUCCAACCACUGCCGCUGAAGAAUCUACUGCUCCAACCACUGCCGCUGAAGAAUCUACUGCUCCAACCACUGCUGCUGAAGAAUCUACUGCUCCUGCUGCUCCAACCACUGCUGCUGGUGAAUCUACUGCUCCAACCACUUUAGCUGAAUCUUCUGCUCCAACCACUUUAGCUGCUGAAUCUACUACUCCAGCUUCUGAAUCCGCCAUUGCUUCUUCUUCUGGUAGUGGUGUUCCAACCAUUUCUUCUGCUUACGAAGCUGGUGCUAACAUGAUCACCCCAGUUGGUGGUGCUUUAUUAGCUGCUGCUAUUGCUGCCCUUAACUUGUAAGCAAGUUAGUUUUUCAAAAUUUCUGUGGCUUAAAUUUUGGUUAGCUUAAUAUUUUUACCGGGGCUUUAUAAUUUCUAACAUCGAAUUUUGAUACCUAUUUUCGAAGGCUUUAAUUAGUUGUUAUUCGAUUUUUUUUUUUUUUUCUCAAAAGACAUAUUUGUUGAGGCAACCAGCAAUAUGAGGAAUUUUAAUACUUUUAUUCU
Messenger RNA from Hyphopichia burtonii NRRL Y-1933, 2175 nucleotides. RefSeq lists its product as uncharacterized. Lineage: Eukaryota; Fungi; Ascomycota; Pichiomycetes; Serinales; Debaryomycetaceae. The record is from RefSeq and is a predicted model, not a curated record. Bases 89 to 1972 code for a protein of 627 amino acids. The transcript has a single exon.